Molecule: messenger RNA, 4294 nt
Organism: Alligator mississippiensis (American alligator)
Lineage: Eukaryota; Metazoa; Chordata; Crocodylia; Alligatoridae
Gene: PLA2G4D
Product: phospholipase A2 group IVD
Exons: 20
Coding region: 77-2503 (808 amino acids)
Biological process (GO): glycerophospholipid catabolic process
Cellular component (GO): cytosol
Molecular function (GO): calcium-dependent phospholipid binding; calcium ion binding
Source: RefSeq, a predicted model, not a curated record
CCUUUAACUGAUUUUUUUUUGAGGGAGUUGAAGUUUUUCUGCUUCUAGAUCUGAUCUACUCACAGCUGAGACCACAAUGUCUGCUGGACCAUCAGCAAGUUAUUCUCAGGUAGAUGCCUUUCCCACUUCUUUGCUUUUUGUGAAAAUUGUGAGAGCCAGAAAUAUGGUCAAAGCAGAUCUAUUGAGUGCCACUGACUGCUAUGUAACCUUGUGGCUGCCAACAUCUUCAAAGGAAGAGGCCAAGACCAAAACUAUCUUGAAUUCUAAUGAACCAGAAUGGAAUGAAACCUUCUGUUUCAGAAUCCAGACCCAAGUUAAGAACAUCCUGGAACUGAGAGUCUAUGAUGAAGAUCCACUCACCAAAGAUGACCUUCUCUUCACUGUUCUCUUUGAUGUGGCUGAAGUCAGACUUGGAGAAAGAGCCUAUUCAAGCUUCAUUUUGAAUUCAGAGAGUAAUACCGAGCUGGAAGUGGAGUUCAUAAUGGAUGAAAUAUUGGACCCUCCAGAAAACCUCAUUACGAAUGGCAUUUUAGUGAGCCGUCCACUUUCCUGUUUAGAAGUUUCUGUGACCAAGGAAAGGAGUCCAAAGUGUUUAGAAGAAGAAGAUAAGCUUGAGCUUAGAGUGAAAGGGUCAUAUGAAGAAACGCAGAAAACCAUACUGGACUCUGGCUUAGUGGAAUCUUUCUUCUUCCACUACCCCGCAUACUGGGAACCAGAACUGAAUGCCCAUCUGCAGCACUGGUCAAGUGAUGAUGGGGGAGAUGGAAAUAACUCCACUGCAUCCUUGAUUAUGCCUCUGAAAUUACUUCGUAUGGAACAGGAAGUGAAAGUAAUUCUUCCUAUAGUACAUGAAGCAAGUUUGGAGCUGCAACUCAAGACACAGGACUGCCAGGAAAACCUAGACAUGCGCUUGGGAUUUGACCUGUGCUCACAGGAGAAAGAUUUCCUGCAGAAGAGGAAGAAGGUAGUUGCCGCUGCCUUGAAGGAGAUUCUUCAUUUAGAAGAGAACCUGCAAGACCAUGAGGUUCCAGUUGUGGCAAUUAUGGCAACAGGAGGUGGGGCCAGAGCAAUGACAUCCCUGUAUGGCCAGCUCUCAGGUCUCAAGAAGUUAAAUCUCCUUGACUGUAUAACAUAUAUCAGUGGCACUUCUGGUUCAGCUUGGACAAUGUCAAGCUUGUAUGAAGAUGCCAAUUGGUCACAGAAGGAUCUGGAGAGGCCGAUCAACGAGGCUCAGAAGCAAGUGACCAAGAGCAAAACGAACACUUUUUCCUUGGAGCAUGUCAUGCAUUAUCAAAGAGAGCUGAGCCAGAGGGCCAAAGAAGGCUUCUCUAUAUCUUUUAAUGAUCUGUGGGCCGUUGCUCUUGAAUAUAUCUUGCAUGGUAAGGUAAAUGACUUUAAACUCUCAGAUCAGCAACAGGCUGUGAGUCAAGGGCAAAAUCCUCUGCCUCUCUACCUAGCUCUCAAUGUUAAAGAGAACCACAUGUCUACUGCUAACUUUAAAGAAUGGUGUGAAUUUUCCCCUUUUGAGGUCGGAUUCCCAAAAUAUGGUGCUUUCAUUUGCUCAGAAGAUUUUGGAAGUGAAUUUUUCAUGGGGCAAUUGAUGAAGAAGAAUCCUGAGUCCCGGAUUUGUUAUCUAGAAGGCUUAUGGAGUAACAUCUUUGCUGUGAAUCUGCUUGAUAUCUGGAAUGCCUUUGGUAUUUCAGAUAAAUUUUGGCAGCAACAUGUCCAAGCCAAAAUAAAAAAUAUUGAGGAAGACCAUGCUCUGUCUAAGAGCUCCUCCUACCUGGGGAUAUCAUGGAUAAAUCCUACAGGAAUGCUCUCUAAGAUCAUUAAGGAUAUUCUAACUGAUCGUCCCCUACACCAUCAUGUCCAUAACUUCCUAAGAGGCCUCCAGUUGCACAAGGACUACUAUCAACAGAGCCCAUUUUCUAUCUGGAAAGAUUCUCAGCUGGAUGUGUUCCCUAAUCAGCUGACACCCUCAGAAGAUGACCUAUGUCUGGUAGAUGCUGCAUAUUUCAUCAAUACCAGUUGUCCACCACUCUUGAGGAAAGAGAGGAAUGUGAACAUCAUCCUGUCAUUUGAUUACUCCCUGAGCACAGCAUUUGAGACCGUAGAACGGACUGGGCAGUACUGCUCAAAGCAGGGAAUACCAUUCCCGAAAAUUGUGCUGAGUGAAGAGGAAAAAAGGCAUCCGAAAGAGUGCUAUGUGUUUAUGGAUGAAGAAAAUCUAAAGACUCCCAUAGUUCUCCAUUUCCCACUGGUGAACAACACAUUCAGGAAGUUCAAGGUACCUGGGGUGGAACGCAGUCCUGCAGAGCUGGCAGAAGGAACAGUGCCUCUUGCUGGUUGCUGCUCACCUUAUAACUUGCUGAAUAUGACCUACUGCAAGGAGGACUUUGAUAAACUGCUAAAGCUCACUGACUACAAUGUCCAGAAUAACAGAGACCUGAUUCUGCAGGCUUUCCGCACAUCCAUAUCACGAAAGAAAUGCUGCAGCAACUGAAAUGGCACAAGCCUUGGGAGUUCUUCCAUGCUAUGCAUUUCCUUUAACAUGACAAUAAGGAGAAUUCCUCAUGACCAUGACAUGAUUUAAUGCAUUAUUCAUUAGAUGUACAACAUAAAAAUGCUUCAGAUUUAAAACUCAGUUCUUUCUAAUAUUACACUAAUAUGGUCAUGAGUCUUGACCAUGAAGUUAGAAUUUUUAUGUAGGAGUGGCUGGUUAUUUAAUAAAUAGAUAGUGUGAAUCUCAGCCAGAUCUAUGCUGACCAUAUGUUACUAUCCAACAGUGACUUGCAGAAAGUAAGUUGGCAUUCUGUCCAAAGGUCAUGCGUCCAGGUCACAAAAACACUUCCACCAGUGACACCUUUGUUGGCAGUUGCAGCAGAGAGACUAAGAAGUAAGCAAGCCAUGGAGAUGGAGAAAUGUGUUAAAACCAAAAAUGGAUGCUGCAGAUCUGAAAUAAGGUGAACUGAUGAUGUUAGAAAAGUAUUCCCUGCUCCUGCCCAUCUGGUGUUUGGCUACAUGGAGAACUUUAUGUUCUAGGCCUGUCAAGCCCCCACCUUUCCCAAGUACUAAAAUUAAUUUUAAAGAGGGAGAAGUAGGUCUGAAAUUGGAUACUAUCAAAUGUCAAGUCCAGGUGCAGCAUCUUCAGUGUUUCUCUGUUUCUUUCCAACCACAGAGCUCAUACAGACUUUAAAUUUAACAGUCGUAAACAGUGACCUGUAAGCAGCACAGAAACAGAGCCAUGGGACUCUUCAGCCUGGAAAAGCGCAGGCUCAGGGGUGGCCACCUAUAAGUUUAUUAGGGGUGCUUACCAGGAUCUGGGGGAACGUCUGUUCACCAGAGCACCCCAAGUGGUGAUAAGGUUGAACGGUCAUAAACUCCUCCAUGACCGUUUCAGGCUGGACAUAAGGAAGAACUUCUUUACUGUCCGAGCCCCCAAGGUUUGGAAUAGACUGCUGCCAGAGGUGGUUCAAGCACCUACUCUGAACGCCUUCAAGAGACAUCUGGAUGUUUAUCUUGCUGGAAUCCUAUGACCCCUGCCAACUUCCUGCCCCUUGGGCAGGGGGCUGGAAUCGAUGAUCUUUCAAGGUCCCUUCCAGUCAUAAUGUCUAUGAAAUCUAUGACUACUCAUCUAUGACAAGUAUGCAGGAAACUCUCACCAUGAGCAUUCUCACCAUGUAUUCAUGAAUCAGGCAAAAACAACUGUAGAAUUUAAGAAAGAGUGAAGAAAUUAUUUAAACAGGCUGUCAUCUACUAUAAAUGUUGACCAUUAUAAAACUACCGACCUUAAUUUUUUUUCAUGAAUCUGCCAUUUUUAAAGAACUCCGCUGAAUGAAUGAGCACUGGAUCUCAUCAAAAGUGUUUAAAGGGAAAACACAACAUGUGCUAUGCUCUGCUGGUCUUACUUUUUCCCAAGAUAGGUUUGGGCUGGAGAUGACUGACAUAAAGUGCUUUUCAUAUGCAAGUCAAUUUUUUAUGCUUUAUGACAUGCACGUGUCCUGGAUAAUGCUGCUGCAUGACUGCCAGCUGCACUGCUUGUGCUAUGGUUUGCAGCUAGCCUUCAAAUUGGAACUUGAGGCUUUUCUCCACCUUGUCCCAUUGAAUGACUUUGUAAUUUGAUUCUAAUAUGCCAAGUUAAUGGGAAAAGAAAUCAGCCAACUGUGUGUAUAGCAAAAGCAUAUCUAACUCCUUUUACCGUUGCCACCCUUUUGUUUUCUUUUUUUGCUGUCAUCAUUUGAAUAUAUUUAGAGAAAUAAAUACAAAUGUUCUGAAAGAUCAUUACCUUCAUUAC